AUGGGGCAGGUAUCUGCGUCCGAUCAUCUGAACUACCCGUUCGAGCUUGGGGGAUGUCCGAGAAGAUGUGCAGGAGAAUUGGAGACGGUGGAUACGGAGUUUGUUGCUGCUAUUGCCGGGUGUUGUUGUUUUGGGGGGGGGGAUGAUUCAGAUUCCGGGUUAGCCCUGGAAUUAGCCGUGUCCACACGGCGAGAGCUUCAGCCUAUGGGGCCCGCGGUAGAUCAGAGGGAGGAUGGACGGACGGAGGAGGAGGAGGAAGAGCUCCUUACCGCAGAUGUUUCGGAGUUGACAGAGAACGAACCGAGACGCAGGGAGAAGUCAAAAACAUCAUGA
This is a messenger RNA of Aspergillus terreus NIH2624, 333 nucleotides long. RefSeq lists its product as uncharacterized. The record is from RefSeq and is a predicted model, not a curated record. The coding region runs from base 1 to 333 and encodes 110 amino acids. NCBI's taxonomy places the organism in Eukaryota, Fungi, Ascomycota, Eurotiomycetes, Eurotiales, Aspergillaceae. The transcript has a single exon.